AUGCAAAGCCGGAAACACGGCAAGGCAGCCUCACUUGAUGACUUCAUCCCUAGAGGUAGCAACUGGCAGCAGCAGUUGACGAAGCCCAACGCUCCUGCUGCCGGUGCCGUCCAAGAUCGUCGGCGAGAGCAGGUUGAGCAGCUCGUAUUCAUCCUUCAACCUCUGUUCACCCCAAAAUGUGACCGUACAUCAGGCUCAGCCCAUCGCAAGUCUGAUACCACCCUUUACAGCCCAACCAUCAACACCAAGUCCCCGGCAAGCGCCAAGAUGCGAGCGACACUGGUGGUCGUUCUCUGCCACCUCUCUCUGGCCUUUGCACUGGCCAUCUCGCCAGCGGCCUCGCACUGGAAGAGGAGUGCAAGACUUGCUAGUGACCAGGUUAUCCACAUCAACCUGGCACUUGCUGUCGAUCAAGACAUCUCUGGCACUGCCCAGGCCCUCGAGAGUAUCUCGGACCCUGACUCGCCCAGCUUUGGACAACACUGGACUCCAAACAAGAUCGCUCAGUUCUCUACCCCACCCAGGGAAAACAUCCGCCAAGUGGGGAGAUGGCUCAACAGCUCUGGAGUUCCGCAGUCGGCCAUGCUGGCCAGGUACAUCGACUAUGUCCUGCCCGCUCCGGACCCGGACCCGGUCUCGUCGGCGCCCAAGUCUGUUGCAGUGCAGGACCCGCCGACGCUCAAGGGCGUAAUAGGCGCACGUCAGACGCGCGACGUCGACUGCCUGCAAUAUAUUGCGCCGCAGUGUCUCCGGCAGCUCGCGUGGCUGGCCGAAGACCUUGACAUGUUCUUCGGCGACUUCGCCCCGGACCUGUUGACCAACUUCAACCUCGAGCCCAACCUGGACUACAAGUACACCAUGGCCAUGGCCAAGCCGAUCCCCGUGACCAAUAUCCAGGUGGGAGACUUUGUGGUGCAGGGCAACAUGAACAUCAUGCUGGCCGCCUUCAAUGCGCACUACUGCCGCACCGGCCUGGACCCGCAGUUCGAUCCCGUGUACCCGAACCCGGCGCCGGGGGGUUACAACGCAAGCGACUGCGGCACGCACGUCCCGCCGCGCGUCAUCGCCAUCAUGUACGCGUGGAACAAGGCCUGGUAUUCGGACGCGUACGCCCGCCGCCAGUGCCUCAAGUUCCUCAAGCUGGGCCUGCAGGGCGUCAUGGUGCUGACGGGCUCGGCUGGCCUACUCACGACGGCUAGUAGUGGCAUGCCGUCAUCGUCGUCGUCGUCGUCGUCGUCGUCGUCGUCGUCGUCGUCGUCGUCGUCGUCGUCGUUGUUCCCAGGUGAGACGGCGCUCGACGACAACAACACCGGGUCGUCCGGCGGCAGCUUCAGCCGCCUCUUCCCGGGGCCGUGGUACCAGGGCAACCUAACGCGCGAGUACCUGGCCUCCGCGCCGGGCGCCGCCGAGCUGGCGCGGCAGGGCUACUUCAACGGCUCGGGCAGGGGCUACCCGGACAUCUCGGCCAUGGCGCGGAGCUUUCUAGUCGCACUGCAUGGCGGGUACCACGCUGUGUCGGGCACGUCGGCGUCGACACCCGUCGUUGCCGCCAUGGUGGCCAAGAUCAACGAUGCGCGGCUGCACGCCGGCAAGAGCACUGUCGGGUUUCUCAACCCUGUGCUGUAUUCUGCCGCUGCUGGGAAGGCAGGCGUGCUGCGCGAUGUGCCACUGGGCAAGAAUCACGAUUGCGGAGUCGGCGAGGCGUUCCCCGCCAGGCGGGCGUGGGAUGCUGUGACUGGAUUAGGAACGCCGGACUUUGAGAAGCUGAAAGAGUUGUACCUCGGUUUGCCAUGA
Neurospora crassa OR74A is the source of this 1794-nucleotide messenger RNA. RefSeq lists its product as hypothetical. Gene Ontology annotation, molecular function: serine-type endopeptidase activity; tripeptidyl-peptidase activity. Bases 1 to 1794 code for a protein of 597 amino acids. The transcript has 7 exons. The record is from RefSeq and is a predicted model, not a curated record. Gene Ontology annotation, biological process: proteolysis. NCBI's taxonomy places the organism in Eukaryota, Fungi, Ascomycota, Sordariomycetes, Sordariales, Sordariaceae.